AUGGCCAAUGGAGGCCUCGGGGCUGUGGAGGUGCAAAAGGACGCCCGGCCCAUUUGGUACUGCGGCUUCGUGAAAGACGUGGGGCCCAAAGAUGAGUUGCUCAUUGGCUUCGAGGAUGACAUCUGGCCUCCAACGCGCUAUCCCGCGGCAGAAGUCAGGAGGUCUCCCAGAUAUAGCCCUUCAGACAUCGAGAAAUUCUCGCCCAAGGUUGGCGAGGAGGUGGAAGUGCGCUUGGAAGCGACGCCUCAUGCGCCUGUGUGCUGGGCCAUUGGCACUGUGGGCAAGAUCAAACACGACUUCUUCGUGGUCUCCAUACACCCCUCUGCCGUACAGAAGGGCAACGACCAGAUCGUUGAGAAGGAGAAGCUUCGGCCUGCGGCGGUGAGGUCAGGUCUGACACCUGAGGCCCUGAACCAGGAAAACUUUCAGCUCCCAGCUGGUCUUCAAAGUUGGAUGAACACCGAGGAUGGCAUAGGCUGCUUCAGUCACAUCCAGGACCAGUCGGGCUUGGUGACCAUCUUGGUACAGUGCGUGGAGCUCUUUGAAUUGCUGAACUCUCCAACCAUGCGAUGGGAUGUCAGACCUUUGGCUGUGACGCUCACGGCUGUAGUUAGCUUCACGGCUGGGAGUCACGGCUGGAGUCAAUCGAGCUGCUCGACGACUCAGCGUGUGAGCCUUGGGAAGGUUUCGGACUUUGAAGAGGCCGGCAUGAAGGAGGUGAAGUUGGAUGGCGGCUCGGCCCUCUUGGUUCACCGUCACCAGGGCCAGUUCUACGUCACCUCACCGGCCUGUUCCCACUACGGCGCGCCGCUGCGCAAAGGCGUCAGCUCCGCGGGCGGCCGAGGCAACGCCGCACCCACGGUGACGUGCCCACUGCAUGACGCAUGCUUCGACCUGAGAACAGGACAGGUGGUGCGAGGUCCCAGUGUGGACGGCAUCGCAGUGUACAGAUCGGAGGUAAAGGAUGACGAAGUCUUCGCGCUUGUGCCGUCGGAGAUAGCAACAGGUGGCAAGCACCAGAAGGUUUUGAAAGCCAUGGGCAAACGCCGCUCCAACGACGCUCGCUGCUUCGUGCUGCUGGGCGGCGGCUGUGCCUCGCUGGCAGCCGCUGAGACCCUGCGCCAGGAGGGCUUCGCCGGGCGGAUCGUGAUGGUGACGAAAGAGAACCAUCUGCCGUACGACCGUGUGCAAUUGUCGAAGGCGUUGGACAAACCUGUGGAAAAGUUGCUGCUGAGACCUGAAUCCUUCUACAAAGACUACGACAUCGAAGUCCUGAAGGGCGCAACGGUGACCAAACUCAACACGAAAGAUCAGAUCAUCAGCUACACCUCACAGGUGUGGCCAUAG
Cladocopium goreaui is the source of this 1347-nucleotide messenger RNA. The record is from the annotation of a GenBank genome assembly. Lineage: Eukaryota; Dinophyceae; Suessiales; Symbiodiniaceae.